Molecule: messenger RNA, 1515 nt
Organism: Sporothrix brasiliensis 5110
Lineage: Eukaryota; Fungi; Ascomycota; Sordariomycetes; Ophiostomatales; Ophiostomataceae
Exons: 2
Coding region: 1-1515 (504 amino acids)
Biological process (GO): regulation of transcription by RNA polymerase II
Cellular component (GO): chromatin
Molecular function (GO): RNA polymerase II cis-regulatory region sequence-specific DNA binding; DNA-binding transcription factor activity, RNA polymerase II-specific
Source: RefSeq, a predicted model, not a curated record
AUGAAAGUGUCCGUUCUCUCCCUAGCCGUGGUCGCUGGUCUGGUCCAGCGGUCUGCUGCCGGUGGUGGCGACUAUGACCACUGUCGUCCCAACACCUGCAACAACGCCGUCACCAACCGUGGCAGUCCGCCGCUCAACUCGGCCGCCAAGGACGACUGCAGCUCGUUCUUUGCCUGCAAUCCUGUCACCGCCACAGACUGUCUCAAUACCAUCACCGUCUGGGACACCGUCUCCAAGGAGCCCGUCACGAAGACCCUCGCCACCACCACGACGUGGGUCACACUGGGGACCAACGCCUACACCGACGUCGAGACCAACACCGUCGUCGGCGUGACCAAGACCCUCUUCGACACGGUCACGGUCGCCACCGAUGUCGUCACCGUCACCAAGUUUACGCCCACCGAGACCAUCAAAGCGACCACGACGGUGUACACAGGCCAGCCACUCGACCGCCGCGACCGUGGUGGCGAGGCGGGGAAGCAGCCACGGCUGAAGAAGCGGAACAACCGGUGCAAACCCUCGCUGCCGUCGUCGUCGAGCCAAAGCCCGUCGAGCUCCUCGUCUCCUCCUCCGUCGUCAAGCCAAAGCCAGUCGAGCCCCUCGUCUCCUCCUCCGUCAUCAAGCCAAAGCCUGUCAAGCCCCUCAUCUCCUCCUUCCACGUCGUCGUCAUCGCCGUCGUCGUCAUCGCCGCCGUCGUCAAGCCAGAGUCUGUCAAGCCCCUUGUCUCCGCCGCCGUCGUCAAGCCAGAGCCUGUCAAGCCCCUCGUCUUCUCCUCCUACGUCGUCGUCAUCGCCGUCGUCGAGCCAGAGCCAGUCGACCCCCUCGUCUCCGCCGCCGUCGUCAAGCCACAGCCAGUCGAGCCCCUCGUCGUCGCCGCCGUCGACGUGCCCCUUCCCCGUCCCCACAUACGCGGCGGCCUGCGGCGACGCUGCCAACUACGCCAGCGCCUGCUCCUGCGGCGGCGUCAAGGCCACGACCACGACGAUCACGGUCCAGGCCACCACUGUCACACGCACCACGACGGUCACGCCCACCGUCACGGCCACGUCGACCAAGACCAAGACAACGUACACACGGGUGACCACGACCACGUUUGUGACCAAGAUUGCAACGACAACGACGUUGAAGGAGCAGGACGUCACCAAGACGACAACCCAGACGAUUCGGCAGACCAAGACGGUCACUGCGACCACCACGCUGACGCUGCCCACGUGCACCAACAAGGCGAUUACGGCCACAGGCUACACGGGCGGCAGCGGGGGCAAGCCGCCGACCAAGGUCACUCUGCCGUUCAACAUCCGCUGCUUCACGCUGAUCCAGCCGACCAACAACGACUGCACCUCGUCGUGGUCGUCGGAGAACUCGGUCGGCGCGUGCGCAUCCAACUGCGCAAGCAACAGCGGCUGCGACGCCUUCAUGUUCCAGAUUGCGACACGCCAGUGCACGCUCUUCUACAAGCUGAGGACGUACAAUCUGGUGGCCAACAACGGCUACGUAUCGGGGCUGCAGCCGUGA